Messenger RNA from Pectinophora gossypiella (pink bollworm), 1127 nucleotides. RefSeq lists its product as uncharacterized. The record is from RefSeq and is a predicted model, not a curated record. Bases 187 to 1041 code for a protein of 284 amino acids. The transcript has 5 exons. NCBI's taxonomy places the organism in Eukaryota, Metazoa, Arthropoda, Insecta, Lepidoptera, Gelechiidae.
GAUAGUUAGUCCGUGACCGAAGCGUGCAACGGCGUUAUCAGAGAAUAACAAAUGUCGAUAAUGCGAAUGAGUACUCUUUUUAACAACAACAUUUAUUCAAUAAACAGUCUUCAAAGUCAUUAGCUGGUUAUAAAAUAACAUUCGGUUUUAUUCAUUUGAAAAGUAAAGUCGUAUUUGUCGUAUAUAAUGCCGAAUGAGAAAGUGGAACUUCGUGUAGUGACUUAUAUGUGUCCGACGCACCCGGUGCAACUGUACGAGUUGAUCUUGGAAUUGCUGGAGGAUGCGCUGGGCUGCUACACGACGCUCCAGUAUGAAAGUAGAACUCCCGGCCCAUUCCCUGACCGGCCAGACCCAUUUACGACAAAUAAAGUGGACUUGGCAUUCAUGACGGCGGCUGCUUAUAUGAAGCUGCGUGAGCGCAAGGCUGAUGGCGUGGAGCUGUUAGGCGUGACGCCUGUGUUCGCACACCAGAUGAACGUAGAGAACAAGCCAGGAUACUUCUGUGACGUCAUCAUACAUAGCGAUAAGAAAGCCCAUAACGUGAACACACUGCUGGAUCUGCGCGGAUGUACUUUCGCCUAUAGUGAUGAAGAAUCUCUUAGUGGAAGCAAGUUAGUGCUAAGAACUUUAAAGGAAAAAGGAGAGAACGCCUCUUUUUUCGGUUCACUAUUAAGGUCUGGUUCUCAUUGGGCGUCAGCUCAGAUGGUAUUGUCCAAACAAGCAGAGUGGGCUGCGGUUGAUUCCACCACGCUCUUGUACUCUAAGAAGUUUAUGCAGGAUGGUGGAAAAGACAUCACGAUACUAGAGACAUUAGGCCGUCUUCCGCCAUAUCCCGUAGUCGUUAAUGCAAGGCUACCAGCGAAAACAAAGCAAGCGAUAACUGAUGCUUUACUCAAUCUACCACAUACUGCCCAGUGGAAGAAAAGGUUCGCCAAAUUCGGUGUUAUAAAGUUCGCGACCAACAGCGAUGUCGCUUACGAUGGGGCGGCUGCACAGGUGCGGGCCGCCGCGGCCGAGAAACUCAAUGUUAGGUAUUAUUAGGGUGUUGUUGGUUGUGUCGCUCCUCUACGUUAUUUAUAUUUUGUACGUCGACUAUACUCCUAAAUAACCACUCACAUACUUAUAUA